Carassius carassius (crucian carp) is the source of this 703-nucleotide messenger RNA. RefSeq names its product natriuretic peptides A-like. Gene Ontology annotation, molecular function: hormone receptor binding; hormone activity. Gene Ontology annotation, cellular component: nucleus; extracellular region; cytoplasm. The transcript is spliced from 2 exons. The record is from RefSeq and is a predicted model, not a curated record. NCBI's taxonomy places the organism in Eukaryota, Metazoa, Chordata, Actinopteri, Cypriniformes, Cyprinidae. Gene Ontology annotation, biological process: negative regulation of systemic arterial blood pressure; cGMP biosynthetic process; receptor guanylyl cyclase signaling pathway. The coding region runs from base 42 to 461 and encodes 139 amino acids.
GACAGACGGCCAGUUCAGAGAGGAAGAGCCUGCAGCCAUAGAUGAUCAGAGGACUUAUUCUCACAGGACUACUGGUCCUGCUUUGGCACCAGAUGGAUGUACAUGCGCACAUGUUGAGCAGACACAGUCCCGUCACCAACAUGGCCAAACUGAAGAGCUUGCUGCAGCAGUUUGAGGAGGCCCUGGCCACAGAAGAGGCUCCUGAGAGAGCCGUCGAUUAUGAGGACAGCAACACGGCGCUGGAGCAGAGCCCGGCUUCUGUGUCCUGGGACAGAGACAGAGAAAGAGACAGGGACCGAGAGGAGGACACUAACCCCUCGGAUGGAUUUGAGACACAGAGAAAGCGCCUCAUAGAUCUCCUCAUGUCAACCCGGAGCAAAAGACUGUCUGGCUGUUUCGGGGGACGGCUGGACCGCAUAGGGUCCUCCAGCACCCUUGGGUGCAACUCUCAAAAAGGUUAGCUAUGAUGAGUGAUACAGUGACACUGGGAUUGCAAUAUAUAUUUAUGAUAUAUAAAUUAUUUUACAUGUGGGCAGUUAACCAUGAACUUUUUAGGUAAAAUGUACAUGUAUCUAAGAGAGGGAACAUGUCUCAAUAAAUCUAACCUAAGGUUUUGUAUAUUCACUGUUUUUUUCCUCCAGUUUUUAAUUACCUUUGUCUUUACAAGUAAUUUUACAUAGUUCUGUGUGUCAAAUGAACUUCA